AUGUACUCCAUCAUUGUGGCAGCUAGUGCUGCCUUCUUUUUCGUCACCUACUUCAUUCUUAGGCCCGUCUUCAACUACUUCCGCGAUGUGAAGGGUUUCCGAAAGUACCCCGCUAUCAACCCCAUUGCGGGUAUCACGAACCUGGGCUUCAUGUGGGAAGCCAGAAAGGGGUUCCGGUCGAAAACGCUCUAUGAAAUGCACAAGAUGCACCCGGUCAUUCGCAUUGGACCAAACUCGUUGAGCUACGGGCGUCCACAAGCUAUCAAGGACAUUUACGGUCACGGUUCUCCUUGCACAAAGGACCUCUUUUACUCAGCCCUAGCUGGCUCGCAUUUCCAUCUUGCAGAUGUGCUCGAUAAGCCCGAACACGCCCGCAAGCGUAAAGUCCUCUCAUCCGCCUACGCCCUCAAGAACCUUGAAGGCUGGGAACACAAAGUCAGCGACAAAACUGCUCGCUUCAUCACCGGCUGCGACAAGCACUGCACCACGCCUCUUAUAAAAGGAGCCCCCGGUCCAGAUCCCAAAGACUUGACCUUCGAUUACCGCGCCUGGACCAACUUCUUCACUCUCGAUGCCAUCGCCGACAUUGGACUGAGCGAGCGUCUCGGUUUCCUAGACCAGGGCUCUGAUCUCGUCCGCGGUGAGAAAAUGAAUGGCGAAAUCCACACAAUCGACUCCUACCGCCGCUGCCUCCAUGCCACCGCUCGCGCCCAGUCCCAAAUCGUCUGGGCCUAUGACUGGUACACCCUCAACGAGAAGAUCACUCGCAUACUCCCCACUUCCUUCAAGAGCCUCUGGAAGCUCAACGAGGGCUGGAACGAUAUCGUUUGGCAUCGCGCUAUGCAGCGUCUGCGCCGCUACCAAGCCGGCGAGAAGCUCGACGACUUCUUCCAAGCGCUGAUGGAAGACAAGAACGGGCAUCCAAACAACCUCGAGUGGGGCGAAAUUGUUGCCGAGGUAUCCAUCAUGAUGAACGCCGGCUCCGACACCACUGCCAUUGCCAUGAACAACGUCAUGUACUGGCUGCUCAAGACCCCUGCUGCCCUAGCGAAACUCCGCGCUGAGAUCGACUCAGUGCUCGAUGAGGACGAAGUAGUCGCACCGUACGACAAAGUGCGCCAUCUGCCAUACCUCCGCGCAUGUCUCGAUGAGAGUAUGCGUAUCACGCCCCCCACUACCUUCGGUCUGCCCCGCCGCACACCACCUGGGGGCCACACCAUCGAGGGCACCUUCGUUCCCGGCGAGACUUCCGUCUCCAUGUCUGCAUACGUCGCCCACCGCGACCCGACCAUCUUUCCGGAGCCAGAAAAGUUCAUUCCUGAGCGCUGGCUGCAGCCAGAUAGCAAGGAUCUGCAAGUGUACUUCAUCGCGUUCAGCGCUGGCGCUCGCGGCUGCAUUGGCCGCAACAUCAGCUACCUGGAGCAAACCGUGUUGCUAAGCAGUGUAAUCCAUCGGUAUGAAUUUGCGCUCCCUGAACAGUCGUGGACGCCAACGUGGAAGGAAAGCAUGAACUGCGCCCCCGAUUCUAUGCCUUUGAAGGUGUGGAGACGCGAGAGGAUGACGGUCGAGGAUGAGAAGGUUGGGCUUUGAGAUAUUGAAGCCAUGAUGAUGGCAAGAGCUCAGUUGAUCUGAGAUAUUUGAGAUGAGAUAGACGGACGGACCAACCAUCUCGGCAUGGAGAGGUUGAUGAUUCUCCAUAAUUGUAGACGCUUUCUUAUAUACCAAUCUGGAAUGAACAAUUACACCUUAUCCAC
Molecule: messenger RNA, 1754 nt
Organism: Mytilinidion resinicola
Lineage: Eukaryota; Fungi; Ascomycota; Dothideomycetes; Mytilinidiales; Mytilinidiaceae
Product: cytochrome P450
Exons: 2
Coding region: 1-1590 (529 amino acids)
Molecular function (GO): iron ion binding; heme binding; oxidoreductase activity, acting on paired donors, with incorporation or reduction of molecular oxygen
Source: RefSeq, a predicted model, not a curated record